CGAGGCUGGGCAGGGCUGGAGGUGGCCCUCAGCUCAUUUCAUACUUACGAGGAUGACAGUUCUUCCAGCAGCUGAUGCACCGAUCCCUAUCUUCACCACCCUGAAAGACCUAUAUGGCAGUCUCGCGACAGCAGUCAAACACGCAGAACGCUGGGAUGAGCUGGUCAGAGAGUUCCAUACCAAGUUCGGGCGUAAACCUACCUAUGUCGCCCGAGCCCCAGGCCGAGUCAACCUCAUUGGUGAACACAUUGACUACGCGCAUUUCGGCGUUUUUCCAGCCGCUAUCGAGCAUGAUAUUCUCAUUGCUUGUGCUCCGCGGCCAGCGUCUACCGCUACUGCGCAUCCUGACCGUCAUGCACCAGGCUCUGUCGUAGCUGAGAAUCUCCACACUCGUUACACCCGUCAGGUCUUCAUGCCGACCCGCCGUCAUACGCUUGGCGACGAUGUUCCUCUUGACGCUGUGCGCGUCGCCCCCUGGCAUUUAGAUAUCGAUAAAAGCGAAUUGCGAUGGGAAAGUUAUGUCAAGGCAGGAUAUUAUGGCGUUCUGAAUCACUUCUUCUCCUCAUCGUGCACAUCCCCCGUUCCUGUACCUGUUGACAUCCUCAUUACUGGAACCGUACCUCCAGGAUCUGGCCUCUCAAGCAGCGCGGCUAUGGUCGUCUCGAGCACGCUGGCGUUUCUGGCUGCCAACGGUAUUUUUGACGGGGAAAAGGCCCCAACAAAGGGUGAGCUGAUAAAUAUUGCGGUAGAGAAUGAGAGGCGGGUUGGGGUGAAUAGCGGGGGCAUGGACCAAUCAGCUUCCGUCAUCGCUCUCCCUGGCAGUGCACUAUACGUUUCUUUCGUGCCCUCCCUCCAUGCGGAGCCAAUUGUACUUCCGCGCGAUGCCGUGUUUGUCUGUGCUAACAGCCUAGUUGUCUCCAACAAAGCCGAAAGCGCCAAACACCAAUACAACCUGCGCGUCGUCGAGACGCUCGGAGCCGCCCGCGUCCUCGCACAUCAUCUCAAUUUACAAGUAGACUCCAGAGAUGGCGAAAACACGAAACGACGCCUCGUGACACUGCGUGAAGUCCUCGCUCGGAAGAGCGGUUUCUAUCGAGAUGAGCAAGACGUGCAGCAAGAAGAUCUUGUGCAGUUGCGGAAAGGACUAGAGGACUUGCUAGAGGGGAAUGUUCUGGAUUGUUUGUUGCCAAAGAUUGAAGGGAGAACGGGUGUUACUCUGGAAGAGAUGAUUGGGAUGGGAGGGAUGGAUGAAGCAGAAUUUAGGGAGGUGUAUCUUUCGUGGGUGGAUGUGGAAACAACUUACUUUGAGCUGUAUCUCCGUGCUAAACACGUAUUCGAAGAGGCGCUCAGAGUGCUCCAGUUUAGGGAGGUCUGCUUGGAUGGAGGAGACAAUGAAGAAUCCAAGCUCCAAACCCUCGGAAAAUAUAUGAAUGCCUCGCACGCGAGUUGCAACGAUCAAUUCGACUGCUCCCAUCCGAAAGUGAACGACCUCGUUCAAGUCGCGCGGAGCUUUGGGGAGGUAGAGGUGGGACAGAGGAAGGGGAGAGUAUAUGGAAGUCGUGUGACUGGUGCUGGGUGGGGCGGUUGCACUGUCUCCCUCGUACAUCGAGAAGACGUGGAAGCGUUUAUCGCGCAUGUGAAGAAGAAAUAUCCGUCGUAUGAGGGUAUGAGCGAGGAGGACCUCGCGGGUUGGGUGUUUGCGACGGAGCCGGGGAUGGGCGCGUGUGUGUUUAAGUUCACGGAUUGAGCGCCAGACUGGAUAGCUGGUCGUGGCUCAAUCGGUAUGGACUUGGCGUAUGCUGGUGUUUUUUUGGAUGUUGAUUUGACUAGUGCGCACUAGCACACUACUCGAUACAGGGACAGUUUUUACUAAUGUCGGAACCACGCAAGCUUUGUAUUUUGCUAGCCUCCCCUUCGCAUAGUGAAAUCAGAUGUUUUCGCUCAUGCGUUCAGAUAACAAACCAGAUGUGCUCCCUGUGGGUUGC
Messenger RNA from Suillus clintonianus, 1985 nucleotides. Its product is annotated as ribosomal protein S5 domain 2-type protein. The record is from RefSeq and is a predicted model, not a curated record. Gene Ontology annotation, molecular function: galactokinase activity; ATP binding. NCBI's taxonomy places the organism in Eukaryota, Fungi, Basidiomycota, Agaricomycetes, Boletales, Suillaceae. Bases 53 to 1747 code for a protein of 564 amino acids. Gene Ontology annotation, cellular component: cytosol. The transcript has 11 exons. Gene Ontology annotation, biological process: galactose metabolic process; carbohydrate phosphorylation.